Molecule: messenger RNA, 813 nt
Organism: Penicillium oxalicum
Lineage: Eukaryota; Fungi; Ascomycota; Eurotiomycetes; Eurotiales; Aspergillaceae
Product: mitochondrial 37S ribosomal protein uS10m
Exons: 5
Coding region: 1-813 (270 amino acids)
Biological process (GO): translation
Cellular component (GO): mitochondrion; small ribosomal subunit; ribosome
Molecular function (GO): structural constituent of ribosome
Source: RefSeq, a predicted model, not a curated record
AUGUUUUCCAGCACAACACGCUCCCUGAUCGGGGCGAGCAAGCAUUUGCGGUUCCCAAUCCCCAUCCGCUCAUUAUCCACCCCGAGCCAGCCCAACGCGCCGCCGUCCACCGAGAAAACGACCGCUGCUCCCCAGACCAAGGCUGAGCCCACGCCCACAUCGAUACCCACAUCUGCGGCUUCUACGCCCGUCGAAGCAUCAUCCGAACCCGCGGAGCCCACGGUCAAAGAAUGGUCCGACCGGUUGGGAGCGAUCGAUAAACACGCCCGACUUCCCCGGAGUGUUCAGGCGCUAUACCUCCGUCCCCUUCGCCGCAAGGCCGAACACGGCCUGCCCGUCUGCGAUCUCCAAUUGCGCUCCUACAGUGUUGAGAACCUCGAGUUCUUUGCCGAUUUUGCCCUCCGCGCUGCGUACUACCUCAACCUCCCCGUCUCGGGCCCCGUGCCUCUUCCCCGCAUCACUCAACGCUGGACCGUCAUCCGCAGUAACUUUGUCCACAAGAAGAGCAAGGAGAACUUUGAGCGGAUCACCCUCCGCCGUCUGAUUCAGAUCAAGGAUGGUCACCCGGAGGCGGUGCAGGCCUGGUUGGCCUUCCUCCGCAAGCACGCCUUUUACGGGGUUGGUAUGAAGGCCAACGUGUGGGAGCAUGAGAGUUUGGAUGCCAGCAAAGCCCUCGAUGCCUCCCUCCCCGAGAUUCAAAAGGUCGUGGGUCCUCAUCUCGCCCAGUUCGGUCAAAGAGAGGACAAUUCGCGCAAGGACACCAUCUUCGACUCGCUGGAUAACGCAAGGUAUGAGGAGCCGAAGAAUCUCUAA